AUGGCUUCCAAGGCUCGGGUGCUUUUGGUCGGCAGUGGUGGAAUUGGUACUAUUGCAGCCUUCAAUCUUGAGCACGGCAAUCUUGCCCAAGUAUCAUGUGUACUCCGCUCCAACUACGCCGCAGUUAUGCAAAGAGGGUUCGAGAUUACCUCGUCUGACCAUGGUCAUAUUCAAAGCUGGCGUCCAACUGAAAUAUUAAAUGCUGUUCCCCAUUUUCGCGGAAACGGUGACCGACCAUUCGAUUAUAUUGUCAUCUGUACAAAGAAUGUGCCAGAUGUUGGUCCCUCGCUAUGUCAGAUUAUAGGUCCUGCGGUCACUUCUCGUCAUACCGUGAUUACCCUGAUCCAGAAUGGCCUGAAUAUAGAGCGGCCUUUCUUGCUAUCCUUCCCUGAUAACAUUAUUUUAUCUGGAGUUAGCCGCAUCGACGCACACGAAGUCUCGCCUGGUGUGAUCGAACAAAAGCAAAAAGAUAAUCUCCAUAUCGGUGCCUUUCACAACCCCAAGCUUGAUAGCGAUAAACAAAGACGCGCUGCCGAGGAAUUUGUGAAAAUAUAUCGUGCAGGAGGCAAUACCACUUGUCUUCACGAGCCCGAUGUAGCGCGUGAUCGUUGGAGCAAGCUGGUCUACAACGCGACCUGGAACCCUAUCUGUGCGCUGACGGGAGUAAACACGGGGGAUCUCCGCCUUACGAAUUGUGUCAUUGAUGACCUUCUAUAUCCUGCUAUGAAGGAGGUGCUGAAGGUAUCGCAAGCAAGAGGAUGCCUGCUUCCCAUGAGCAUCAUUGACGAAACUAUCCAUUGUGACCCUGUUGAGGAAAAGGUCACCCCCAGCAUGCAGAAGGACUUGGAGAAGGGCAAUUUCAUCGAGCAUGAGAAUAUCCUUGGUGAAGUGAUUCGCGAGGCUCGAGCAGCCGGCGUGGCCACCCCAAUCUUGUCAGCGAUAUACGCACUUUGCUCUGGAAUUCAGUGGAAGACUAAAAAGGCUAAAGGUCUGGUUGAUUUAGCGAAGAAUUCAGACGCCAUUUAG
This is a messenger RNA of Penicillium hordei, 1026 nucleotides long. RefSeq names its product ketopantoate reductase family protein. Gene Ontology annotation, molecular function: 2-dehydropantoate 2-reductase activity. The coding region runs from base 1 to 1026 and encodes 341 amino acids. Lineage: Eukaryota; Fungi; Ascomycota; Eurotiomycetes; Eurotiales; Aspergillaceae. Gene Ontology annotation, biological process: pantothenate biosynthetic process. The transcript is spliced from 3 exons. The record is from RefSeq and is a predicted model, not a curated record. Gene Ontology annotation, cellular component: cytoplasm.